Messenger RNA from Drosophila gunungcola (fruit fly), 2713 nucleotides. RefSeq lists its product as uncharacterized. Bases 185 to 1651 code for a protein of 488 amino acids. Lineage: Eukaryota; Metazoa; Arthropoda; Insecta; Diptera; Drosophilidae. The transcript has 3 exons. The record is from RefSeq and is a predicted model, not a curated record.
UAAGCUAUCCCCGCAAUAAUUGUUGUCUGUGUUCUAUCUGAAGAGUGACCUCUUACAUUACAUUAUCGUUUUAACAAGCAAAUAAUUAUGUGGGUUUUUUUAUAACAAGUCCUAAAUGAUUUCGUUUAUUGCGCCUAUAAUUAAAUCAAACAAAAACAUCUCUUGACGAGACGACAUCGCAGAGAUGGAGGCGGAGGGCAGCAGGAGCGAAGACAUGGGGCGAUCUAAAACCGGGAACACUUGCAGCGAGGAGUCUCUUGGGAGCAGUUCGUCGUCGUCAGUACUUAACUCGUGGACUAUUUUGCCGGUAACAAAGGACAAGGAAAAGGAGAAGGAAGGCGGGCUAGAGAAGAACGAAGAUUUGACGGAUUUGAGGACCAGCAGUCAAGCGGACAAGCAAAAAAACGAGAGAUGCAACAGGCCUGCGGCCGAGGAUCCACAUGCGGACGACAUUUCCGAUGGAAUUUCGAUAAUCAGCGACUGCGAGAGUACAGAUCGUAUUUCGCCCAAUCUUUUUCUGCGCGAGCCCCUCGUCGACUUGGGCUUCGGCGAGCUGCCGCCGAGCCCCGCCUGCAGUGGGCAGCAGCUGAAGGAGUACCCCGAGCAGGAGCAGGAGGAUUCUGCGACAGUGGUGCGUUCCAAGCUGGAACUGCAACUUCCACCUUUGGUGCAGAACGGUCUGACCGCCUUCUUCUAUGUAGCCGCCACCCUGGCAAUCCUGGCCUUCGUAGGCAAAUUGCGUCACCCAGAAUGGCAGGUCCUGGGCGAAUACAAGCCCCUGGCCGAGUUAGAGCGCCGGGUGGGUGACUUGGAGCUACAGAACAACCUACUACGGGCCGAGAUCGAUAUUAUGUCCAAGAAACUGCAGUACCUCGGAUCUGGUCAGGAUGCGGUGCAGCGGCAGGGGCGUUUAAAGGGCAAAACGUUUAAGGCAUGGCCUGGCAACGGCGACACUGUGAGUCCAGUGGACAUAACCAAGGAAGACUUAAAGCAGCCGUUCCAGUGUCCAGACGGCCAGUUCGUUGAGAUCGCUGGCAUGUGCUUGGAGAACAACCGGGUGCCUUUAGAUGCUCUGACAGAUGAGAUCGGAAAUGCAGUAAACGACGUGCUACAGCAGUCUGGAGCCUUUCAAAAGUUUGAAAAGGUCACCGAGAAGCUGCGCACCUUUGCUAGCGACAACGAAGACGUUGGUGCCGCUCCGGGUGCGAAGGACUUUAAGUCAGAUGAUGGGCCAGAAGCAGCCACUUCCCACGGCCAGCCAAAGCUGGCGGAUGGUUCGAAAGAGCGCUUCAAGCCAAGAUACAAGCAGGGGCACUCGCACGAGAGGAAGCAGCGCCGACAGGAGCAGGUUCACGAUCGCAGAAGCCGGCAGGAGGAGCAUUCUAAGGAGCACGGCAAAAAUAAGUACUACGACCAAUCUAGCCGGGACCGCUACAACAAGAACGUCAAGAAACCCAUCGACCACUCCGACGAAAACAGCAAACAGCGCGACCUCAACAAUGAUAGCGGAAGCGGUGAGUGGCACGAGCGGAUGAUGCAGCAGCGGGAAAACGCGCGCCACAAGCACGCCCAGAAGCGCAACAACAAUAACUGGUACAUAGAGCGGGGCGAUAGUCGCGAGCAGAUGCGUUCCGGCGAGACCCAGCGCUGAGUGGAGCUGCAUCCGUGAAAUUCAUCAAGACGAUGACCUGGAUCAUUUUCCAAAGAGGAUUUGAACUUUCGCCUGAAGUCACAUAUAUUUUAAUCCCAAAAUAUACUUAAGGACAACGUGUGCUAGUAAGCGCGCACCGAACUGCGCUGGUUCCUACCUAUACAUGUGUUUUUACCAUAUUUCGACAUUGUUUCUACAAGGCGUUUCGAGACAGUAACAGGAUUGGAGUUUUGAAACACACUUUGGGAACAGGAGCUUAACGCGCAUCGAGCGAUACUCGUGCUUAAUAUUUAUUUUUACCUACGAAUAGCUGCGUCAAAUCUUGCAUUAUUAUUGUAUCACGAUUUCGCAAUGUAUGUACAUAUACAGUUUCAAUGAUCAAUGUUAAAUACAAUGUUAAAUGCGAUACACUAGGCAAUUUUAAAGGAAACGUCGUACAUAUCGCACACAUUUAACUCAAGUGGCUCAACGUUAAAUCAAAUAUUUACUUUAUCAGAUUUUAGAUUUGAAUAUUUUAAAUACGGUUCAGAAACAAUAAUUUUGACGAUUAGUUAGCAGCAGUUGAAAACAAUUGAAAAUUAAAAUCAAAAUAGUGAAUUACAAGUAAAAUUUAAGUUAAAUGCGAGCGAUGUUUUUGUAUGGUAUCGGUUCCUUCCACUUAAGAAUGUGAUUCCUUUGCUAAGUUCCAGCUCAACCUAAGAGACAGGCCGACCCAAGUACGUAUACACUUGGCACAGUCCGUCAAGAAAACAAAAUCAAUUUCAUUUAAAUGAGUUAUCAAUGAUUCUUUUGAAACCGUAUAUUUCGCUAAAAUUAUGUAUUGAUAUAUACAUACAUAUUUGUGAUACCUAUACUAAUAUUUUUUGUUAGUCUAGAAAAAUAAAUUAUUUUACCAUAUUAGGUAUUUCUGGAAAGCCAAUUCAAAAAACAGAAAUUUAAAGGAACAAAAAUCAAUAUUUUUGUAUGCAUGUUUGUUUAAAACCUAAGCGUAUAUAUACAUAAAUAUAUAAAUGUGUACCCAAAAUGUUUUGCGAUUAAAUUAACGUUUAAAUUAUAAUAAAA